AUGCAGAAACGUGGCCAGAGUUGCACAUGCCACCAGACUAGAUCCGUCGAUCAAAACAGAAACCUAGCUCAGCGAAUCCUGCAAGAGAAAGUGGAUGUUUUCUACAAUGGUGAAAACAGUCCUGUUUACAAAGAAAAACAAGAGGCAGAGAAGAGAAAGCAAGCAAGGAAAAAAAGAGCAAAGGAAACCCUAGAGAAAAAGAAAGUCCUGAAAGAACAAUGGGAAUCAAGUAAAAAUGUGCCCGGAGAAAGAACUGCAGAUUCUGAGCAAAAGAACCUGCCAGGUGCCUCCAGGGAUGGCAGCUGUGAGCUCCACCACCAGCGCAGCUGUGAUGGGCUCCAAAGACAGCAAAGUUUCUAA
This is a messenger RNA of Lipotes vexillifer (Yangtze River dolphin), 360 nucleotides long. Lineage: Eukaryota; Metazoa; Chordata; Mammalia; Artiodactyla; Lipotidae. The record is from RefSeq and is a predicted model, not a curated record.